Mobula hypostoma (lesser devil ray) is the source of this 1702-nucleotide messenger RNA. RefSeq names its product phosphoribosyl pyrophosphate synthase-associated protein 1. The coding region runs from base 134 to 1249 and encodes 371 amino acids. Gene Ontology annotation, biological process: 5-phosphoribose 1-diphosphate biosynthetic process; purine nucleotide biosynthetic process. Gene Ontology annotation, cellular component: cytoplasm; ribose phosphate diphosphokinase complex. The transcript is spliced from 12 exons. Lineage: Eukaryota; Metazoa; Chordata; Chondrichthyes; Myliobatiformes; Myliobatidae. Gene Ontology annotation, molecular function: magnesium ion binding; ATP binding; ribose phosphate diphosphokinase activity. The record is from RefSeq and is a predicted model, not a curated record.
GUCGUCACCAGCCUUUCCGCGGCGAGUCCAGAUGCUCAUUGGUUCCAUUUGCUGCCACUCAGGGAAGACGGGCUGCUGGGUCGGUCAUCGGUGGAGCGACUGACGGAGCGGAGACGGAGGAUUAAAUUUCAAAAUGAAUGUGGCAAAGGGUGGCUACCGCGUAUUCUCGGCAAAUUCAAAUGCUGCUUGCACAGAGUUAGCCAAACGCAUCACUGAGCGUCUUGGAGUUGAACUUGGGAAAGCUGUGGUUUACCAGGAACCAAACCGUGAAACACGAGUGGAAAUAAAAGAAUCUGUCCGUGGCCAGGAUAUUUUUAUCAUUCAGACCAUCUCACGAGAUGUUAAUACAGCUGUGAUGGAAUUACUGAUCAUGGCCUACGCCUGCAAGACUUCGUGUGCCCGGAACAUUAUUGGAGUAAUUCCUUACUUCCCCUACAGUAAGCAGUGUAAGAUGAGGAAGAGGGGCUCCAUCGUUUGCAAACUGCUGGCAUGCAUGUUGGCCAAAGCAGGAUUAACCCACAUUAUCACAAUGGACCUUCAUCAGAAGGAAAUUCAAGGUUUCUUCAACAUUCCUGUGGACAACCUCCGAGCAUCACCAUUUCUACUGCAGUACAUUCAGGAUGAGAUCCAGGAUUACAGGAAUGCAAUCAUUGUUGCAAAGUCGCCCGCUGCUGCCAAGAGAGCACAGUCCUAUGCAGAGAGACUGCGGCUGGGGCUGGCAGUGAUACAUGGAGAGGCUCAGUAUGCAGAGUAUGACUUGGUGGAUGGGCGUCACUCUCCUCCAGCAGUGAAGAACACAAUGAUACAUUCUGGUCUGGAGUUACCAUCUGUACAUAGGCUGCAAGUUCCGUUUCCUGGUAUUGAGCUUCCAAUGAUGAUGCCAAAGGAAAAGCCACCCAUCACUGUGGUUGGAGAUGUUGGUGGAAGAAUAGCCAUCAUUGUGGAUGACAUUAUUGAUGACGUCGAUAGCUUUGUGGCAGCUGCGGAGAUUCUGAAGGAGAGGGGAGCCUACAAGAUCUAUGUCAUGGCCACUCAUGGCCUCCUCUCUGCUGAUGCCCCGAGUUUGAUAGAGGAGUCAGCCAUUAAUGAGGUGGUUGUAACAAAUACUAUUCCUCACGAAGUUCAGAAGCUACAGUGUCCCAAGAUCAAAACUGUCGAUGUCAGCAUGAUUCUUUCUGAAGCCAUUCGACGCAUCCACAAUGGGGAAUCCAUGUCGUACCUGUUCCGUAACAUUACCGUCGAUGACUAACCCGAAUCUUUGUGAAGCGGUAAAGUGCGUAAGCAGAGGUGAUGCAGGGCAUGGUGUGAUGUCAGGAGCUGUUUCAGUGGUUGCCAAUUGUUGCCUUCAUUCCUGGUACAGAAUGUCUCUCUCAGGAAGAAAGCCCUGCCUUUUAAAUGGUUCCUGCAAUGUCAUUUAAUUCUGAAAAUAACAACUGCAGUCUUUUGGAAAUCACUGCUGAAUGGCUGUUUGAAAGCUGUAAAUUGUUAACAGUGCAAUUAAGUCACACUCUUCCUGUACAGACUGCUGUCAGUAAAGGACUGAAUACCGGGGUGGGAGUGAAACUCCCACACUGCAGUGAACUUUAUUUUUCUGUGAAUUGUUAGACAGCAUUAUCAGUGAUGCCAGACGUCUGUGACGGCUUGGUUGUUAUGUCACUAAUUAAACUACCAUGAUUACCCAAGAAUUGUCUGAAAGUUUGGU